AUGGAGAGAAUGACACCUAGGGGACCACCUGGCCAUCCUCACCAGGGGGAGACCUCUACCUGCUGGCAGCUCACCGUGAGGGUCCUGGAGGCACGGGGCCUGGGCUGGGCUGACCUCUUGAGCAAGGCAGACCCCUAUGUGAUCCUACAGCUGCCAACCGCACCUGGAACAAAGUUUAAGACAAAAACAGUCACCAACUCCAGUCAUCCUGUGUGGAACGAGACCUUCACUUUCCUGAUCCAAAGUCAGGUCAAGAAUGUUCUGGAGCUGAGCAUCUAUGACAAGGAUGCCGUCAAGACGGACGACGCCUGCUUCAAGGUUCUCUGUGAUGUCUCUGGCCUCCCUGGCAGGUUGCUCUGGAACACCUUCUCCCUGCAUCCCCAGGGACCGGAGGAGCUGGACGUGGAGUUCCUGAUGGAGAAAACGUCAGGCUGCCCAGAAAACCUCAUCACCAGCAACGUGCUUGUGGCCCGAGAACUGUCUUGCCUGGAUGUUCAUCUGGACAGCAUGGGGAGCACAGCCGAGGCUGCAGAUCAGGACGAGCUGGAGCUGGAGCUGGUGCUGAAGGGCUCAUAUGAGGACACACAGACAUCUGCCCUGGGAACAGCCUCUGCCUUCUGCUUCCACUACAUGGCAGCCCAAGAGGCAGAGCUGAGUGGGUGCCUGAGGACCUCUAAAAGCAAUGGCUGGAACUCAGGCAACUCAGCUGGGUACCUCACUGUACCCCUAAGGUCCUUGGCCAUCAGGGAGGAGGUGACAGUUGACGUUCCUGCUACAAAUGCCCCAGGAGUGAAGCUGCAGCUCAAGACUGAGAGCUGCCCGAAGGAGCUGGCUGUGCAUCUGGGCUUCGAUUUGUGUGCGGAGGAGAAAGCCUUCCUGAGCAGGAGGAAGCAGGUGGUGGCCAAGGCCCUGAAGCAGGCCCCACAGCUGGACAGAGACCUACAGGAAGAUGAGGUCCCCGUCGUGGGCAUCAUGGCCACAGGAGGAGGUGCCCGGGCCAUGACCUCUCUCUAUGGCCACCUGUUGGCCCUGCAGAAGCUGGGCCUUCUGGACUGUGUGACCUACUUCAGUGGCAUCUCGGGCUCUACAUGGACAAUGGCCCAUCUGUAUGGGGACCCUGAGUGGUCGCACAGAGACCUGAAGGGACCCAUUGGACACGCCCGGGAGCACCUGGCCAAGAGCAAGCUGGAGGCCUUCUCUCCUGAGCGCCUGGCGAGCUACCAUCGGGAGCUGGAACAACGGGCUGAGCAGGGCUACCCCACAACCUUUGUGGACCUGUGGGGUCUGGUGCUGGAGUUCGCGCUGCACGGACAGGUGAUGGAUCAGAAGCUGUCGGGACAGAGAGCUGCGCUGGAGUGGGGCCAGAACCCUCUGCCCCUCUACCUGAGCCUCAAUGUCAAAGAGAACAAUCUGCAGACCCUGGACUUCAAGGAGUGGGUCGAGUUCUCCCCCUACGAGGUCGGGUUCCUGAAGUACGGCGCCUUCAUCCCCUCUGAGCUCUUCGGCUCGGAGUUCUUCAUGGGGCGGCUGAUGAGGAGGAUCCCCGAGUCCCGAAUCUGCUUCCUGGAAGGUAUCUGGAGCAACAUUUUCUCCCUGAACUUGCUGGAUGCCUGGUAUGACCUCACCAGCUCCAGUGACGCCUGGAAGCAGCACAUCAAGGACAAGAUCAGGAACCUGGAGAGGAAUCCUCCUCCCUCCUCGGGGACCUCCUCAGGGCCGGAGGCCUUGUGGCUCCAGCCUGGAACAGCGCUAGCCCAGAUGUUGAAGGGCUUCCUGACGAGCAGACCACUCUACCAGCACAGCUCCAACUUCCUCCAGGGCCUCCAGCUGCACCAGGACUACUGUGCCCAGAAGGACUUCUCCACCUGGGCAGACCGCCAGGUAGACUCCUCCGCCGGGCAGCUGACCCCACAGGAGCCCCAGCUCUGCUUGGUGGGUGCCGGCUACUUCCUCAACACCAGCUGUCCCUCCAUGUUCCGGCCAGGCCGCAGGCUGGACCUCAUAAUCUUCGACUACUCUCUACCCUCGCCCUUUGAGGUGCUGCAGCAGACGGAGCUAGACUGCCGGGCCCGGGGGCUGCCGUUCCCCCACGUGGAGCCCAGCCUUCAGGACCGACGCCAGCCCCGGGAGUGCCACCUCUUCUCAGACCCUACCUGCCCUGAUGCCCCUGUCCUGCUUCACUUCCCGCUGGUAAACGCCUCCUUCAGGGACCACUCAGCCCCAGGUGUCCAGCGCAGCCCUGCAGAGCUCCCAGCAGGCCAGGUGGAUCUCACAGGGGUCAACUCCCCCUAUUCCAUGUUCAACAUGACCUACAAGGAGGAAGAUUUUGACCGCCUGCUGCAGCUCAGUGACUACAACGUACGGAACAGCCAGGGCACCAUCCUGCAGGCUUUGAGGACCUCUCUGAGACACAGGGCCCCGGGGCCCAGGCCUCCAGAGCCGCAGGCUUGA
Molecule: messenger RNA, 2451 nt
Organism: Lipotes vexillifer (Yangtze River dolphin)
Lineage: Eukaryota; Metazoa; Chordata; Mammalia; Artiodactyla; Lipotidae
Gene: PLA2G4D
Product: phospholipase A2 group IVD
Biological process (GO): glycerophospholipid catabolic process
Cellular component (GO): cytosol
Molecular function (GO): calcium ion binding; calcium-dependent phospholipid binding
Source: RefSeq, a predicted model, not a curated record